AAGCGGCCGCAAUUCCUACGGGUGUGACGUACGGCCUCCGGCGUGCUUAGCGUGACCUGCGGGCUGCGGCCUCCAGCACGUUACUCAGCGUGCUAGCGCCGCCCGCCGCCCUCCGGCGGCCUGCGUGCGCCGCCGCUCCCGACCGUCGCCUCCCUGACGACGCCCGCGCCCAUCGGACUGGGACCCCUCCCCGCCGCGCCAUUCGAGCUCCGACCCUUGUGCACCGCCACCGCCGCUGCCCGCGGCCGCUGGUAGCCUCCCCGACGCGGCCUAGCGUGCCUCCCUGUCACUAGUCCGAUCGGCCGCGAGCGUCCGACAGUGACGCAUUCUUCCCCACCGAGCGCGUACGCCCGCGACGCCGGCCCCGGCGCUGACUGUUGCAGGAGUUCUUCACCACCUCGCCCACCAAGUGCUCGACAGAUUGCCUCAGCCAGAUUAACUUCUGACAGCAGCAGGGCUCAUGAAGUCGAUCCCCUUAUUCCUCGGAACCACAUGCCUCUCAAGGACUUCGUCACGCCGCCGCAUUUCUUCUCGGACAUCGAAAGAUUCCAAGCUCUUGCCAAUCUUCUCAAUGGCGAAGAUGGCAGCGGCGAUAGUACUGGACAUCGCGGAGCUCUCCUUGUCCGACCUAGUCCUUCUCCAAUCUCCUAAAAUGCCAGCUGAGGACCACCGCCGUCGCCUCAUCCUGGACACCGUCGCUACCGAGCUCGGCCGAGGUGGAUCCGGGUUGCUGGCCAUCACUGAGGUGCCACAUGUGGGCGCCCUCCGACGGCGGCUCCUCCCCUUGUCCCGCCGCCUUGCCCUCAUGGACCAUCCUACUCGCUCCCAAAUCCUCAAGAAGCAUGGUUUGGGCAGCGACGUGCCUUUGAAGAAGCUCGAUCGGUCUGUGUCCUCAUUUGCGAAGCUUCUAAGGCAUUCAGGUAAACUCACCUUGCUAGAGCUGGUGACCAACACUGAAAACAUCAGCAAUAGAAUUGUUUGUUUGGAGAAGAUACAUGAUUUUGAGGGAUCUGAGGAAUCUAACUGUGACGAUGAUAUGGAGAAUAUUGGUGAGCUCGUUACAGAACUGGGCUUGUACAUGAUGGAGCUUGGGAUUUUGAUUGCACGAGCUUGUGACAUUGUUAUCGGUGGAGGUCAGUUAGAAAAGAGCAUCACCAACUUCGGUACUGCAAAGGCAAGGCUCAUUCACUACCACUCUGAGUUGGAUAACAUUAUUAUCAGGGAGAAGGAGAGCAGUACAAGAAAAUGCUCGUUAAAGAAAGUGGCAGUAAAACCUUAUCAACUGGGUUCUCAAAGGAGGUCCAGAUCAUUGUGCCCCUGCUGCAUCAAGUCAGAAGAUAUGACUCCUGUAAUGGCAAUAAAAGAUAAUAAUUCUAGAGAUACAUCGGUUCAUGGUCAGGCUGCUGAAAUUUCCCUGUUGAAUCUAUGGCAAGAGUGGCACUACGACUUUGGAAUCCUUACUGUUUUAACAGCACCAUUAUUCCUGAGUGCUUCUGAGGGAGAAGAAUGUUUAAUCGGCCAGGAAUACCAUCAUCCUAAUGGGCACACACACUUGCAAUUAUGCAAUGGGAGGAAGAUAUUCUCUGUUAAAUGCUCUCCUGAGAGCUUCAUUGUUCAGGUAGGAGAGGCAGCAGACAUCUUGUCUAGUGGGAAACUGAAAUCUACACUUCAUUCUGUGAGUAGACCUACAAGUUUUACAGACAUCAGCCGUGAGACUUUUGCAGUCUUCCUUCAGCCCUCAUGGGAUAAAACUUUAAGUUAUCCUGAUUACUGUUUGGACACUGAAGAGCAGUCUAGUCAUAACAAUGAGACUUCAAUCAUCAGUAAUGGAUCAGCGGGUUCGUGUGCUGAAGAUGUGCACAUGCAAAAUAUUAUGGAAAAAAUCCCCCCUCUAUCAUCAAGGCUAAAAGAAGGGAUGACAUUUGCUGAAUUUUCUCAGCAAACAACAAAACAGUAUUAUGGUGGCGGUGGCAUCCAACAGAACAAUUGAACACUAACAAUACAAUGGUGAGAUCCAUGUAGCAGAAAAUGAAUUGAUAUGUUGAGUUGCAUGCCGACACUGUUGGAAAUGCACUAAGUGGAAGCAUCCGGGUAAACAAUGUGUAUAGUUCAUCCUCCUUAAUAGUUUCGCUUUGCAAUUGUUCACGUCAAAAUUGGUGUUUUUCCUCUAACACAAGGACGCGCAGCUCCCCUAGUGUCUUUUGAAGAAUUACUAAGUUCAUCGUCCUCACAAAUAUCAUUGCCUUGUAACUCAUGGACGAUGCCCUUAUCAUCACUCAAGGAGUUAGAAUUCUCCUUUUCACCAAUAUUUUCAUCGUUACAUGAACGGAUCAAUGUUAGUCAAUUUUGUAACUUCUUAUAAUCAUGACCAAUUGAUUUCAAUUGGCCAUUCUUUUGUGCAUGACCAAAUUUCAAUUGUCCGGAGUUAAUGGCCGAUUGUAUAAUUUGAUGAAACAUAUUGCAAUUAUGAGUAUUGUGAUCAAA
Panicum virgatum (switchgrass) is the source of this 2484-nucleotide messenger RNA. RefSeq lists its product as uncharacterized. Bases 461 to 1990 code for a protein of 509 amino acids. The record is from RefSeq and is a predicted model, not a curated record. Lineage: Eukaryota; Viridiplantae; Streptophyta; Magnoliopsida; Poales; Poaceae. The transcript has 4 exons.